AUGGAGAACUCAAGUCGAACGGAUGAAAUUAAAAGCGUAACCAUACUCCCGACUUCAACAGCUGAUUGCGAACGAGGAUUUUCAGAUAUGAACAUGACAAUAACUGAUUUGAGGACUAGUUUAAACAUCGAAAAUGUGUCAGAUUUGAUAUUCAUCUCUACUAAUGGCCCUUCAGUUGCAGAUUUCAAUCCACGACCUUAUGUGAAGAUUUGGUUGAAAGAUCACCGUUCAGCAGUUACAGCUCUACGAGAUAAGGAACGACAAGAAUCAAACGAUGAAAAUAAGUUGCAGAAAAUGUUUUUUACCAAUAAGACAUCCAGUGCAAAUCCAGUCGAGAUUUAUGCUCGAGAUGUUUCUGAAUCAGACGAACGUUCGAGCAAAAAAUACUCAGAAUUAUGUAGAGAAGAUUAA
Messenger RNA from Sipha flava (yellow sugarcane aphid), 411 nucleotides. RefSeq lists its product as uncharacterized. Lineage: Eukaryota; Metazoa; Arthropoda; Insecta; Hemiptera; Aphididae. Bases 1 to 411 code for a protein of 136 amino acids. The record is from RefSeq and is a predicted model, not a curated record. The transcript is spliced from 3 exons.